Molecule: messenger RNA, 6883 nt
Organism: Prionailurus viverrinus (fishing cat)
Lineage: Eukaryota; Metazoa; Chordata; Mammalia; Carnivora; Felidae
Gene: SIPA1L1
Product: signal induced proliferation associated 1 like 1
Exons: 28
Coding region: 1224-6635 (1803 amino acids)
Biological process (GO): regulation of small GTPase mediated signal transduction; activation of GTPase activity
Cellular component (GO): cytoplasm
Molecular function (GO): protein binding; GTPase activator activity
Source: RefSeq, a predicted model, not a curated record
GGAGGGAAGGGCGAGUGAGGCGCCGCCACCGCCGGCAACUUUGUGAGCGAGUUCAGUGCGUGCGUGAGCGAGUAAGCGAAAAAGGAGAGCGCGCGGCGGACGCGCCCCGGACGCACGGUGGCACCGGGAGGCCGGGCAGAGCGGUUCGGUUUCAAAUGUGAAUGACAGUAAACUAAUAUCCCAGAUUCCUGUGUAAGAAGUAGAUCAAAAGGACUGUACUUUCAGGUUUUGAGAGAAUACCUCAGGUUGGACUCAAACGCAAGAUUUACCGGUGACUUUGAAGUGGAAUGAGGUACUUGCUCAGUUAGUUGCAGCCUGCCCCAGAAAAUCAUUGUAGUGUAACUGCAACAAGCUGGUUUACAAGCAAGAGGAGCUGAGUGUGCAGGUUAUUCAUUGUUAAUGUGAAUGAUGUUUAAAUUUCUGCAGCCAUGACACAAAAAUAUAGAGGAGCACUUCUUAAACCUCAGCUGUGGACACAUGGGCAUACCCGGCGCCUCUGGAAGCAAGUUAGCACGUUAUUCCACUUGAAGGCUUACAGUUGGAGAGGAGCAUGCCGCGUUUUGAAUUGUAAAGGAAAUCCUAGCAGUCUGAGGGCAGAAGUAUCUCGAAAGCUCAAAAGCCAGGUUUAAUUAGGUGGCCGUGCAAAACCAUUAUUCCCCGUCACAAAAGCCGAGGAAGAGGAGCCAGAGUGAAAACAAUUGGCGCUUAUCGGCCGCCGGCCCGGCCCAGCCCAUGAGCCCAGCUGGAGCUCAGCCGGCCCUGCAUUCUGCAGGCAGCGUGCAGUUUUUGAAACUCCCCUCAAUGUUCCAGCCUUUAAAUAGCAGCGAGUCUUCUCAAACGAUGCUGCGUACUGCAAGAGAAAUUAAAGCGGCUGCCUCGGAGGCAGGAGGCCGACUAGCGAGCUGCUUAAUUAUCGUGGAAGGAAAGCAUGGGAUUAUGGCAAUCACCGAGUCCUCGUAAUACAAGUUCCAUUCAUUUUUUUCUGAAAGACAGCUGUCUGUUAAAGUGAAGCAAAGGAACUAUUGUGGAUUAUAAUGUUUUGAAGAUCUGGAUUGUCAGAGGUUUGGAAAUAAGGCAUCAUUUAACCUUUUAAAUGAAAAAGAUUAAGAUCUCAUGCAACUGCUAUAUUUUCUGGAAACCAUUCUCCAAAAGGGAAGUGCACAUUUAAAACUUAGAUAUGAUGGUCCUUUGUACAGGGAUUUGAGUCUGAUUGCUUUUACAUCAUGACCAGCUUGAAACGGUCGCAGACGGAGAGGCCUGCUGCCCCCGAAAGGGCCUCGGUUGUCGCCACAGAUGGCGCCCCCAAAGUCCACACUGACGACUUCUACAUGCGACGCUUCAGGUCCCAGAAUGGCAGUUUAGGGUCCUCGGUCAUGGCUCCGGUAGGGCCCCCCCGAAGCGAAGGGUCUCAUCAUAUAACCUCGACCCCCGGAGUCCCCAAGAUGGGGGUUAGGGCUAGGAUUGCGGAUUGGCCCCCGAGAAAGGAAAACGUCAAAGAAUCUAGCCGUUCAAGCCAGGAAAUAGAAACCUCAAGUUGCCUUGAGAGCCUGUCCUCCAAAAGCAGUCCUGUGAGUCAGGGAAGUUCUGUUAGCCUCAAUUCCAGUGACUCAGCCAUGUUAAAAAGCAUACAGAACACACUGAAAAACAAGACGAGGCCGGCGGAGAACAUGGACUCCAGAUUUCUCAUGCCUGAAGCCUACCCCAGCUCCCCUAGGAAGGCUCUCCGCAGGAUCCGUCAGCGGAGCAACAGCGAUAUCACCAUAAGUGAACUUGACGUGGAUAGCUUCGAUGAAUGUAUCUCGCCCACAUACAAGACUGGGCCAUCACUGCACAGGGAAUAUGGUAGCACCUCUUCAAUUGAUAAGCAGGGAACGUCCGGGGAAAGCUUCUUUGACUUGCUAAAGGGCUACAAAGACGACAAGUCUGAUCGAGGUCCAACUCCAACCAAGCUCAGUGACUUCCUCAUCGCCAGUGGGGGCAAGGGCUCCGGUUUCUCCCUGGAUGUCAUAGACGGGCCCAUCUCCCAGAGGGAGAACCUCCGGCUCUUUAAGGAAAGGGAAAAACCACUCAAGCGCCGUUCCAAGUCUGAAACUGGAGACUCGUCCAUUUUUCGUAAGUUACGCAAUGCCAAAGGUGAGGAACUUGGGAAAUCGUCAGAUCUUGAAGACAACCGGUCAGAAGACUCUGUCAGGCCCUGGACAUGCCCGAAGUGCUUUGCCCACUACGAUGUCCAGAGUAUACUAUUUGACUUGAAUGAGGCCAUUAUGAACAGGCACAACGUUAUUAAGAGGAGAAACACCACCACGGGGGCAUCGGCCGCUGCCGUGGCAUCCCUGGUCUCCGGACCUCUGUCCCACUCGGCCAGUUUUAGCUCCCCGAUGGGCAGCACGGAGGACCUGAAUUCCAAGGGGAGCCUCAGCAUGGACCAGGGAGACGAUAAGAGCAAUGAACUUGUAUUGAGCUGUCCGUAUUUUCGGAAUGAGAUAGGCGGAGAAGGCGAAAGGAAAAUCAGCCUGUCAAAAUCAAAUUCUGGUUCCUUUAGUGGGUGUGAAAGUGCCUCCUUUGAGUCUACGCUUAGUUCCCAUUGCACAAAUGCAGGAGUGGCGGUACUUGAAGUGCCCAAGGACAACCUUGUGUUGCAUCUGGACAGGGUGAAGAGAUACAUCGUGGAGCAUGUGGACCUGGGCGCGUACUAUUACAGGAAAUUCUUCUAUCAGAAGGAACACUGGAACUAUUUUGGGGCCGAUGAGAAUCUUGGACCAGUGGCUGUGAGCAUUCGGAGGGAAAAGCCAGAAGAGACGAAGGAAAAUGGAUCUCCCUACAACUACCGAAUAAUUUUUAGAACCAGUGAGCUCAUGACCCUGAGAGGUUCUGUCCUGGAGGAUGCCAUUCCCUCAACGGCGAAGCACUCGACAGCCAGAGGGCUGCCCCUGAAGGAAGUGCUGGAGCACGUGAUUCCUGAGCUCAACGUCCAGUGCCUGAGGUUGGCCUUCAACACUCCCAAAGUCACAGAGCAACUCAUGAAACUGGACGAACAAGGGCUGAACUAUCAGCAGAAGGUAGGCAUCAUGUACUGCAGAGCUGGACAGAGCACCGAAGAAGAGAUAUACAACAAUGAGUCAGCCGGCCCGGCCUUUGAGGAAUUCCUUCAGCUGUUGGGAGAACGCGUUCGGCUCAAAGGAUUUGAGAAGUACCGUGCACAGCUUGACACCAAAACUGACUCCACUGGAACCCAUUCUCUGUAUACAACAUACAAAGACUAUGAAAUUAUGUUCCAUGUUUCCACCAUGCUGCCAUACACACCUAAUAACAAGCAACAGCUCCUACGGAAGCGGCACAUCGGAAAUGAUAUUGUCACAAUUGUUUUCCAAGAGCCCGGAGCACAGCCAUUCAGCCCAAAAAACAUCCGAUCCCACUUCCAGCACGUUUUUGUCAUCGUCAGGGUUCACAACCCCUGCACCGACAGUGUUUGUUACAGUGUGGCUGUCACCAGGUCCAGAGACGUGCCUUCCUUUGGACCUCCCAUCCCCAAAGGGGUCACUUUCCCUAAGUCAAAUGUGUUCAGGGACUUCCUUUUGGCCAAAGUGAUUAACGCAGAAAACGCUGCUCAUAAAUCAGAGAAGUUUCGGGCCAUGGCAACUCGGACCCGCCAGGAAUACCUGAAAGAUCUGGCAGAAAAGAAUGUCACCAACACCCCAAUUGACCCAUCUGGCAAGUUCCCAUUCAUCUCUCUGGCCUCCAAGAAGAAGGAGAAGUCUAAGCCAUAUCCGGGAGCUGAACUCAGUAGCAUGGGGGCCAUUGUGUGGGCCGUCCGGGCCAAAGACUACAACACAGCUAUGGAAAUAGACUGUCUGUUGGGGGUCUCCAACGAAUUCAUCGUCCUCAUCGAGCAGGAAACAAAGAGCGUGGUUUUCAACUGUUCCUGCAGAGAUGUGAUAGGGUGGACCUCGACUGACACCAGCCUCAAAAUCUUCUACGAGCGAGGAGAAUGUGUUUCGGUGGAGAGUUUAAUUAAUAACGAGGAUAUCAAGGAGAUUGUAAAGAGGUUGCAGUUUGUGUCAAAAGGUUGUGAAUCGGUGGAGAUGACUCUGCGAAGGAACGGGCUAGGCCAGCUUGGCUUCCAUGUCAACUACGAGGGCAUCGUGGCCGACGUGGAGCCCUAUGGCUACGCCUGGCAGGCAGGGCUCAGGCAGGGCAGCCGGCUGGUGGAGAUCUGCAAGGUGGCGGUGGCCACCCUGAGCCACGAGCAGAUGAUUGAUCUCCUGAGAACAUCUGUCACGGUGAAGGUUGUCAUCAUCCCCCCGCAUGACGACUGCACCCCACGGAGGAGUUGCUCUGAAACGUACCGCAUGCCAGUGAUGGAAUACAAAAUGAACGAAGGGGUUUCAUACGAAUUCAAGUUUCCCUUCCGAAAUAAUAACAAAUGGCAGAGGAAUGCCAACAAGGGGCCGCACUCAGCUCAAGUCCCCUCCCAGGUGCAGAGCCCCAUGACCUCGAGGCUGAAUGCUGGCAAAGGAGACGGGAAGAUGGCUCCUCCAGAAAGAGCCGCCAACAUCCCUCGAAGCAUCUCCAGUGACGGGCGCCCCCUGGAGAGGCGGCUGUCUCCUGGCUCAGACAUCUACGUGACGGUCUCCUCCAUGGCCCUCGCGAGGUCCCAGCAGUGCCGGAACUCCCCUAGCAACCUGUCGUCAUCCAGCGAGACGGGCUCUGGCGGAGGCACUUACCGGCAGAAGUCCAUGCCCGAAGGGUUUGGAGUAAGCCGCAGAUCCCCAGCCUCCAUCGACAGGCAGAACACCCAGUCAGAUAUUGGUGGCAGCGGGAAAUCUACACCCAGCUGGCAAAGAAGUGAGGAUAGCAUUGCUGACCAGAUGGCUUACAGUUAUAGAGGACCUCAGGAUUUCAAUUCUUUUGUCCUCGAGCAGCAUGAAUAUACAGAGCCAACGUGCCAUCUCCCAGCAGUAUCAAAGGUACUGCCAGCUUUCCGAGAGAGCCCCAGUGGGAGAUUAAUGCGGCAGGAUCCGGUGGUCCAUUUGUCUCCAAACAAACAAGGGCAUUCUGACAGCCACUACUCAAGCCACUCCAGCAGCAAUACCCUCUCCAGCAACGCGUCAAGUGCCCACAGCGACGAGAAGUGGUACGACGGGGACCGCACGGAGUCUGAGCUCAACAGCUACAACUACCUGCAAGGCACCUCCGCCGACAGUGGCAUCGACACCACCUCCUAUGGUCCCAGCCACGGCAGCACGGCCUCCCUGGGGGCUGCCACGUCGUCCCCUCGCUCAGGGCCCAGCAAAGAGAAAGUGGCGCCCCUGUGGCAUAGUUCCAGUGAAGUGAUCUCCAUGGCAGAUCGGACUUUAGAGACAGACGGCCUCGGCAUGGACCGGAAAACAGAGUCCUCCCUGAGCCUGGACAUCCACGGCAAGAGCCCAGCGGGCUCAAACCCUCUGACAAGGGAGAACAGCACUUUCAGUAUAAAUGACGCUGCUUCCCACACAAGCACCAUGGGCUCCCGACACUCUCCCAGCCCCGUUGUCUUCACCAGUGCCAGAAGCUCCCCUAAAGAAGAGCUCCAUCCUGCCACCUCACAGCUCCUACCUUCCUCCUCCUCCUCCUCCUCCUCGUCUGGUCCUAGGACUUUCUACCCUCGCCAGGGCGCGACCAGCAAGUACCUGAUUGGUUGGAAGAAACCCGAAGGAACCAUAAACUCCGUGGGAUUCAUGGACACAAGAAAGCGUCACCAGAGCGACGGCAACGAGAUAGCCCACACCAGGCUGCGUGCCUCAGCCAGGGACCUCCGGGCGUCCCCCAAGCCGGCCUCCAAGUCCACCAUUGAGGAGGACCUCAAGAAACUCAUCGACCUGGAAAGCCCAACUCCCGAAUCGCAGAAGAACUUUAAGUUCCAUGCGCUCUCCUCUCCUCAGUCUCCUUUUCCUACCACCCCCACCUCAAGGCGGGCUUUGCACCGGACGCUGUCAGACGAGAGCAUUUACAGCGGGCAGAGGGAGCACUUUUUCACCUCAAGGCCUUCACUUCUGGACCAAGCCCUGCCCAAUGACGUCCUCUUCAGUAGCACGUACCCUUCUCUUCCCAAGUCUCUUCCGUUGCGGAGGCCUUCUUACACCUUGGGAAUGAAGUCGUUGCAUGGAGAGUUCUCAGCCUCGGACAGCUCCCUCACUGACGUCCAGGAGACUCGAAGGCCACCCAUGCCCGACCCUGGCCUGAUGCCCCUGCCCGAUGCCGCUGCGGAUUUGGAUUGGUCCAACCUGGUGGACGCUGCGAAGGCCUAUGAGGUCCAGAGAGCCUCCUUCUUUGCUGCUGCUGAUGAAAACCACCGCCCCUUGAGUGCCGCGUCCAACAGUGACCAGCUGGAGGAGCAGGCGCUGGCCCAGAUGAAGUCUUACAGCAGCAGUAAGGAUUCCUCUCCCACUCUGGCGUCCAAAGUGGACCAGCUGGAAGGUAUGCUGAAGAUGCUCCGGGAAGACUUGAAGAAGGAAAAAGAAGACAAAGCCCACCUCCAGGCGGAGGUCCAGCACCUGCGGGAGGACAACCUGAGGCUGCAGGAGGAGUCCCAGAACGCCUCAGACAAGCUCAAGAAGUUCACCGAGUGGGUCUUCAACACCAUAGACAUGAGCUAGGGCAGGCUGAGGGGACAGGAGCGGGGGGCACGGGGGUGCUCUCCGGUGAGGUUUGGCAGUCCCUAGCCGUGACACUAAAAGCAUUCUCUGCCUCCCCACCCCUCCUCCCCGGCCUCCUACUCCGGCCCCUCUCGGGGAGUGCACAACACGAUUGCAGAUCAACAAUCAUUAUCUGCCUUUUGUAGAAAAGAAAAACGAAAAAGUAAAUAAAAAUUUUAAAAAGUAAAAUAAAAGUUUAACUGCUAAAA